ACCAACAAAAUUCAGGAAGGAUUUCAAUCUCUGAUGACAAAAUCCAAAGAAUCUUCAAUGUGACUGUAAAUAAUCUGAGGGAUGAAGACCCUGGUCAUUACUGGUGUGCUGUGGAGAUUAAGGAUGGGCCUGAUAUCCGCAAGUAUUUUCAUCUGUCAGUCAGCGGAGAUUACAGGAUCUAAAGGAAAAGAUAUAACCAUCAAUUGCGACUAUCUUAACCCUGGUAAGAAGAGCUGGUGCAGGCUGGGCAGCUCCUGUGUGACGACUGGAUCCUCUGGAUUAAUAGAUGGAACAAAAGUUUCCAUCAAUGAAAAGGGUCACAAUGUUUUCACUGUGACUAUGAGUGGACUGAGGACAGAGAGCAGCGGCUGGUACCAGUGUGUUAAAGGAGAUUUACAGAUGCCUGUGUAUGUAACUGUUACUGAGCCAACUGUUCCUGAGCCAUCUACCACAAACCGCACACCUACCACAGUUCAGGAUGAACAGCAAAGUGGUUCUGCUAAACUAAAGAAAUUCAUCAUCCCUUUGAGUGUGUUGGUCUUCACUGUAAUGUUGACCUUGUUCAUCUGGUUCAUGUUGAAAAGACACAAGCAGACCAAAUCAGCAUCAUCAGCCAUGACAGAGGCUGAAGAGGAAGUAACGUACAGUAAAGUUGAGCACAUAAGGAAUACUUCAAACCAGAGGACAAAGGCUGAGAGAGAUGAGGACGUGACGUAUAGCUCUGUGGUUAACAAGAGACAACAAAGUGGCCAAAGGGUUGAAGUAAAUGACGACAAUGUUACGUACAGUAAUGUUGAGCACAUAAGGAAUACUUCAAGCCAGAGGACAAAGGCUGAGAGAGAUGAGGACGUGACGUAUAGCUCUGUGGUUAACAAGAGACAACAAAAUGGCCAAAGGGUUGAAGCAAAUGAAGACAAUGUUACGUACAGCACAUUGGCUUAGCAUCAGUGCAGCUUAGCACACGUUACCACGGUUUGUUCCACCUUUGUCCUACUUUAUCCUGUUCUGCAUACAUUUCAAAGAAGCAUAUCCUGUUUGUUUGCUAUGUUUUCCACAACACCAUUGACAACCCGAGUCUUGGGUCUAACUGUUGUAUUAUUUAGUAGCCCUAAAGGUCACAUAAGUAUGUUAUCUUGACACAUUGUGCAGGGUUUCCAUGUGUCCAAACAUUUUAAAUUCAUCUUGUCAAAUGUGUUGUAUCUAUCCAUGUGUCAAAUGUCAAUGUGUUUUACUUACUGUACUGUAUCUCAUAUAAACAAAGCUACUUCU
Messenger RNA from Anoplopoma fimbria (sablefish), 1269 nucleotides. RefSeq lists its product as uncharacterized. The transcript is spliced from 10 exons. Lineage: Eukaryota; Metazoa; Chordata; Actinopteri; Perciformes; Anoplopomatidae. The record is from RefSeq and is a predicted model, not a curated record. The coding region runs from base 82 to 942 and encodes 286 amino acids.